Molecule: messenger RNA, 1896 nt
Organism: Diorhabda carinulata
Lineage: Eukaryota; Metazoa; Arthropoda; Insecta; Coleoptera; Chrysomelidae
Product: gastrula zinc finger protein XlCGF28.1-like
Exons: 2
Coding region: 107-1453 (448 amino acids)
Biological process (GO): regulation of DNA-templated transcription
Molecular function (GO): RNA polymerase II cis-regulatory region sequence-specific DNA binding; DNA-binding transcription factor activity, RNA polymerase II-specific
Source: RefSeq, a predicted model, not a curated record
AGUAUAGAGAUAGAAGAAGAAAUAAGUUUCGAUAACUACGUUUAUUUAAUGUUUGCUUAAUUCUAUAUUUCAAAUAACAUUGGUUUCAAUUGUUUGGAAAUCUGAUAUGGAACAAAAAGUCCUCAAAAAAGAAGUCGAUAUGCACGUUGAUUUAGUUCGCAAUAUGGACAUUAAACAAGAAAUUAAAAACGAAGUACCUACGGCAACAUUCCAAAAUGUAUUUAUUGAUAGUAUACAUAACAUAAAACAAGAAAUUAUUGAUGAUUCAGAUACACACCAAGCAAUCGAAGAAACUACGAUUGUAGGCAAAACAGAAGAGAACGAGUCUCAUAAAGCGAAUGAAAAAAAUUUUGGAAAUAAAUUAAAAUAUUUAAAACAUCGAAGACGAAUUAUUUCGAAAGAACUACUGAAAACUGGGAAACAAAUAAGCUCAAAUACUAUCGGUGGGAUUAGAAUAUGUGAGUUUUGUGGAAAUUUAUACACAAAACGAACACAAUUCAUUUGCCAUUUCUUUACAAAUCAUUUUAUUAAAUUACAAAAUAAGAGGAAAUUUGACCCUCAAAAUAUUAAUAGCACAAAUAUUGUAUUAACUAAUCUCAGUUUGAAAAAUGAAAUAGUUGAACAUGAUUUAAAGUUGAACGAUAAUAUCCAUGCUCAUACAAGUGGAAAACCAUUCAAAUGUAACAUUUGUUCAAAAACUUUUUCUCGAAGAUAUGAUUUAAAUUUGCAUAUACGUAGUCAUAAUGGAGAAAAGCUAUUUACAUGCGACAUUUGUUUCAACACAUUUUCCCGUAAGAGUAGUUUAAAUUCCCACGUGCGUAUACACACUGGAGAAAAACCAUUUAAAUGUAACAUUUGUUUAAAAACUUUUUCUCGGAGAUAUGAUUUAAAUUCGCAUAUACGUAGUCAUACUGGAGAAAAGCCAUUCACAUGCGUCAUUUGUUUCAACACAUUUUCCCGUAAGAGUAGUUUAAAUUCCCACAUGCGUAUACACACUGGAGAAAAACCAUUUAAAUGUGAUGUUUGCUUAAAAGCUUUUUCCCAUAAAAGUCAGUUAAGUUCACAUGCUUAUAGUCACACAGGAGAAAAGCCAUUCAAAUGUGACGUUUGUUUGAAAACAUUUUCCCUUAAAAGUAAAUUGAAUUUACAUGUUUACAGUCACACGGGAGAAAAGCCGUUCGAAUGUGACAUUUGUUCGAAAACAUUUUCACAGAAGUCUAAUUUGAAUUUUCAUUUACGUAUACACACAGGAGAGAAGCCGUUCAAAUGUGACUUUUGUUCAAAAACUUUUUCACAAAAAUAUUGUUUAAAUUCACAUUUUUAUAGUCACACAGGGGAAAAGCCAUUCAAAUGCGACGUUUGUUCAAAAACUUUUUUACAUAAGAAUAGUUUAAAUACACAUAUCCGUACACACGCUGAAGAAACCAUCCAAAAAAAUAUUUGUUCAAAAUAAUUAUAAUGUAAUAAAGGCACGCCUCAUAUAACAACCAAAUGUAAUUUACAUCAUCGGUGGUUUUAAUUGAAAAAUAACUGUGUAUAUACAGUUCAAACUUAUUUAAAAAAUAUUUAUGUGUAUAUUAAUUCAAAUUACCCGCCUUCUAAUUUGACUUGUGUUGACAAUUGAUAGUUUUUGUAUCUAUCUUCAUAAGACUAAUAAUUUAUCUAUGUGGUAUGAUGGUAGUCUACUUAAAACAUUUAUGUAAUACAUAUAUGAUUUAAACGAACAAUCUAGACUCUAUAAAAAGAAGCAGAAUUAAUGUAUUUUGAAAAGUAUGCGUAGUUCAACAUCCAUGUUUUAAACAAAUUUAUUUAUCUAUUACUUAACGAUAUUUUACGUAGGUAAUGUUAAAAUAUCAUAUAUGUAACUAUUACUAAUAAACUGAAUAUUCUUGAGAA